AGCGGAAAUGUUCACUAUGGACGCGGAUGUGAAGCUGGAAACAAAGAUGGCGGAAGAGGAGAAUCUCUCCGAGGAGCUGGAGGAGCUCGACUUUCUCCGAGACCGACAUGUACGCUUCUUCCAGAGGACUCUGCAGGUUUUACCCGAGAGAUACGCCUCCCUGGAGACUACCAGGCUGACCAUCAUAUUUUUUGCCCUGUCCGGGCUAGAUGUGCUCGAUGCUCUGGAUGUCAUCGACAGCGAUGUCAUGAUCGAGUGGAUCUACUCAUUGCAGGUUCUACCCACGGAAGACCAAUCCAACCUCAGCCGGUGUGGUUUCCGAGGCUCGUCACACAUCGGAAUUCCUUACAGCACCAAGGGUCCGGGGGUGCUGCAUCCGUACGACAGCGGCCAUGUCGCCAUGACCUACACGGGCCUUUGCUCUCUACUCAUACUGGGAGACGAUCUGAGUCGAGUCAACAAGCAGGCCUGCCUGGCCGGUCUAAGGGCGCUGCAGCUGGACGACGGCAGUUUCUACGCCGUGCCAGAAGGCAGCGAAAACGACAUCCGCUUUAUCUACUGCGCGGCCAGUAUCUGUUACAUGCUGAACGACUGGUCGGGCAUGGACAUCCAAAAGGCCAUUGAGUACAUUCGAGGCAGCCUGUCGUACGAUAGCGGUUUUGGUCAGGGAGCCGGGCGAGAGUCACAUGGCGGUUGGACCUACUGCGCCAUCGCCUCCUUGUGUCUUAUGGGUCGAUUGGAGGAGGCGCUGAGUCGGCGCGAGCUGGACAGGAUCCGCCGCUGGUGCAUCAUGAGGCAGCAGAGUGGCUUUCACGGGCGCCCCAACAAGCCCGUGGACACCUGCUACUCGUUUUGGGUGGGCGCAACGCUUGAGCUAUUAGAUGUGUUCCAGUACACCAACUUUGACAAGAACAGGACGUUCAUCCUGUCCACGCAGGAUCGCUUGGUUGGUGGCUUCGCUAAGUGGCCAGACAGCCAUCCAGACCCUCUGCACGCCUACUUGGGCCUGUGCGGUCUGUCUCUGAUGGGAGAGCCCAGCCUGAGGAAAGUCCACCCAGCUCUCAACAUCACCCAGAGGGCCUUCGAGCGCCUCCGCCAGCUGCAGCAGACAUGGAGGGGACAAUAGCGGCAACUGUGGCUGACAGGAGCAUCCGGCAGGUCAAAUCCAAGGCAACAGGAGUCUCUGCUGCCAGGCCUCCUUUUUUAUUUGAAGACUUAGGAGUGCACAGCUACUCCAUAGCAACUUUGCAACGUGGCCUUGCUGUGGGGUGACUCUUCUUUAAAGCUGCCUUUUUGUCAACAGACUGCAGUCAGUUUAAGUGUUAAGAAAUAUAUGUGCCAAAAAUCACCAGAGACCGGAAAACAUUCCUGGUGCCAAAUUGUCUCCCAUUUUUGAGAACGUGAAGGAAAACCGUCUGCUAUGGUUUCUUGCCAAGCGGCAGCGCUAUUUCCAUUAUGGACCACGCAGGCUCAGUAUCAUGUAGAAUGGACCUGAAACCUUUUAGAAACACUCUCAUAAUCAACAUGUCGCUAAUGUGCGUCUUAUGGACAGAGCAUUCAUAUAUCAUCAAAGAACACCAAGCCACCACCCUUUUCCCCAUGUCACAAUCCAGUCUGGUUACGAUCAUAAUUUUGGAUACAUCCAAUCCUUAAAAGGAAAAAAAACAUUAUCCCUAUCCAGUAACACCCUUCCAUUACUCAUGAGGCAUCUUCAAAGCGCUCCAGUUUGCUUCCAGCCUGCCAGGUUUGAUCUCCCGUCUCACCCCACCAACUCCCACUGGUUCCUCCUCCUCAUCCUCCCUUUGGCUUUGUUUACUAAUGUGGAGGUUUGAUCAGGUGUAUCACAGCAGCAGCGGUGUACCCAACGGAGUUGAGGCCAAGAACCACCUGCAGGGGUCCAGUCUAUCUUUGACUUUUGAAAAUAAGUAGAAAAAAAAAAUCAAGCAUGAGCAUACUUCCUUAAGGCAAGUUUCAAUAAAAUGGAGCCUAUUGGGGAAGGUGCUUCAUUUUCCUUUGUGUACUCACCCAGGACUUAUGAGCUGUGCGCCGACCUUUCCUCAUAGGCAUUUACUAUUCAAUACAAGAGCUUGCUUGAUAGCCAUCUUUGUCUUCAUGCUCCAGCUGGAAGUUGCUCACAAUCCUGCUCAACCUGCUGAUGUUCUUACCACUGCUGUGAAUCCCCACUUACGGGCUAGUAAUUUGGUGACAGCAUUUUAACAUCCUGAAUCACUCAAAUACUAUUCCUGGUUUGCUCCAUCCUGAUCGAACCACAAAGCCUUUUUUCCAUUGCAUAGCACCUUCUUGGUUUGCCAAAUGAGGUACUAUUUCGAGUAACUGGUCAGCUGGGGUUCCAACUGCACCAAGCAGAUGCCGUACGACUUGAUUAAAAAAAAAAAAACGCUGCUAGUAGCUCAUUGGUCGAGAUGAUUUACCUACUGCUGUGCCUUAGCUCUGGAUGCUGUAGUACUAUACUCCACAGUCUCCACUUUGCUGGAAUGGCCUUCAAUAAUAUUCCCCCUUGUCAUAAGGUAAAUAAGGGACACCCUCAUUCUGCUCUAUUGUUGCUAGCUUGUCUCUUUCUGACUGAUGCAUUCAAUGCAGUGUGGUUUUCACAGAUUUCCUGGUUGACGUGGACAACUGACACCCCCCCCUCCCAAAAUGGAGGUUGGUAGAGCCAAGCUGGUACUGUGCAAUUGAAAAGCAUCAUAAAUCCACAGACUCAUCUCUUUUAACACCGGUGUUUGUCAGGGCACAGUCCUAUGACCCUCGCUAUUUUUAGUUUCCAAUGAAAUCAUGUGCUUCCCCUUAUUUAUAUUUAAUAGCUGUCCUAUUCAGCAUCCAUCUGUCACCAGCUGUCCACCCCAAAAUGUUGUCAAGUGAAUUGGAGCCACUGUGUGAUACAAGUGAUACAGUUACAUUCUGUGGAUGAAGCCAUACUGGCCUGCUUUGAUAAAUUGUGGCGAACAAAACUUUAACUUGCUAAAUCCCCAGUAGUGAGGGACUCUUGGAUAAUCUAGCAGCUUCUUCUAGAGCAGGCAACGAGGAGGAGGAGGGAAUGCCUAGAGUGGAGAAGGAUGAAUUAAUAAUUGGAUGCAUCCAUUAUUCACGGUUACUAGUGGUCAGUUGCCUUACUGCUCAACCAGCCUCAUUUUAUAGCCAUAUGACUGGGGAAGGAUAACAAUAGCCUUUGUUAGAAAAAAAAAAAAAAAAGAUCCCACAAAAUUGCCGCAUCAGAGCUGUUAAAAAAAAAAAAAAGGGGGAAAAAAGACAGCAUUUAUCUGCUUAAGAACCCAAUGAAGGUGGGCUAUUACUGUAAAAAGUGUGGAGUUUCACACAGCAUCCCGCAAUCAGAUAAUUAGAUUCCGUCGAUGUAAAAAAUACGUGUUGGGCCGCAACAUUGCUUUCUGUACAACACGGUGGGACUUAUGAGUGGUGGUUGUUAAGCUUCUUGUUACAGUUAAUAAUACUACCUCCAAAGAUGGGUAAAUUUCCAUGUCAACUUCUUCCCCCCAAUGCAGUGUCGUUGUCAUUUUAUACCAGUUUCCUAAACUUUAUUGAGCCGUGGCAUAUAUUUUACUUUUGAAAGAAUUUCACGGCACACCACCAAAGGAAAAUAUCACUAUGCGGUUACAUCACUAUACAUCAAUGGCAUAGAUAGUUGAACAAAAAUGAAUUCAUAUGUAGUACAAUAAUUAUUUACGGACGAAUUAAGUGAAAUUGGAUAAUUUCCCACUACGCAAAUGGUAAUCACUCACGUCACACUGGUUAGUAAUCACUAGUUUUUACAGCAACAACAGAAAAAUGACCACAAUCAGAUAAUCUGGUGACGUCAGUACCAAUGUCUGUUGUGACAUCUAAAAUACAUUUCGGACAGCAACAAUUGCUUUCAAAUAUUGCCGCAAUAAGAUAAUGAAAGGACAUUGGGGCGUAUAAAAUACUUGUCAGACAGUGACAAUUGCCUUCAACACAACAGGGUGAAAGUAAAACCGCUACCUAGCAGAAUGAUCUUAACGCUCAGGUGGUUUACGGCUCUGAUGCUACCUCUGAAGACAGAAAAUUGCCGGUGUGACUUGGUUCCCCAAUUCUACGUUGGUGGCAUUUAUACAUAACUAUGACCUCGAUAAAGGUGGAAAAAUUACUGUUUUUACAGGCUAUGUCGCAGGGGCUAAAUCAUCCAUUAUUGCACUUUUAGUUAAAGUUUUGCCUUAGACCUUAAGCCUUUUUUUGUGCUGUUUUUAACAUAAGUGUCCUCAUGACUGAUUUAGCUGGUGGUCUCAAACACAAAAACAAUCUAAAAUCUCAACAUAUACGAUUUUGUUUUUGUGUGUGCGCAGAAUCUGCAUGGUUCUGCUUUUUAAACUCAGUGCUGUUGCUUUGCCAGAUGGUUGAACCAGAUCAAUUCUAAUGGAAUGAUCCCAUGCUCCGUGCAUCUUCUGCAGCCCGAACGUACGUUCCUUUAGUUUGUUUUCCUCUGGGAUGAAGACCACUUAGAAAUGUGCCUCCCGUUAGUCGCGUUCUUCUAAUGAGCCUCUGCACGAGCGGAGCUCAACAACAUGAUUGAUUCCCUCUGAUAAACAUAGCAGAGACUUCCUUUUCCUUUGGUCUACCAACAAACUGAACGCAUUUUCCCGCAAUGCACCGUUUGUUCCCGUAAGCCGGUUGCUAAUGCAUUUCUUGGAGACGGGGGGGGGGGGGGGAAAUCCACUGAGUCAGAUCUCUUCAAUGCUUACUCUGCUGCUAACACUGAACUGCAGAUGGACCCUCUGCCGAUAUCAAGCAACUCGUCAUAGAGCCACUAAAAUACAUGAUGUAACAUGAGAUGCAUUUUUUUUCUUUCUAUGCUUUGUAAAGAAGUGUAGAUAAACUGUGUAAAUAUGUGCAAGCAAAGAGGAAGAAUGGGAUAUGCAUAUAUUUGUGCUGUAUGUUCAUCUUUGAAUAAUGUGCGGCUCCAAGGUGAGCAGGAAAUACUCUAUGGUAAAUAAAAAAAGUACAGAGA
Messenger RNA from Phyllopteryx taeniolatus (common seadragon), 4996 nucleotides. RefSeq names its product protein geranylgeranyltransferase type I, beta subunit (gene pggt1b). Lineage: Eukaryota; Metazoa; Chordata; Actinopteri; Syngnathiformes; Syngnathidae. The record is from RefSeq and is a predicted model, not a curated record. Gene Ontology annotation, biological process: protein geranylgeranylation. Gene Ontology annotation, molecular function: CAAX-protein geranylgeranyltransferase activity. Gene Ontology annotation, cellular component: CAAX-protein geranylgeranyltransferase complex. Bases 8 to 1126 code for a protein of 372 amino acids. The transcript is spliced from 9 exons.